Molecule: messenger RNA, 2980 nt
Organism: Plectropomus leopardus (leopard coralgrouper)
Lineage: Eukaryota; Metazoa; Chordata; Actinopteri; Perciformes; Serranidae
Source: RefSeq, a predicted model, not a curated record
UUGACGGGUUACAGCUUCUGGACACUAAAUGUAAAUGUUUGUGUUUGUCGAGCAGACGGUGUCCGACUCGGAGUGCAGCGUGAUCCAGUCGAGGAUCGCAAUGAUGAAGCGGCUGCUGGAGAAUCAGCAGUUAGUGACUGAAAUUACAGAACAAGCCAGAAAAACCAACGACCUGUCGACCCUGCAGACCUUCAAAGCUCAGAUUGAGUCUCAUCUGAAGGACUUCCCUGAUCAGGACGUGUCCCCUCCUGAGACCAUGUCUGUGCUCAGCGUCGUCACUGACAAACCGUCUAUGGAGGCCGUUUUGAACUUCGGUAAACUUGAAGUGAAGUGGGUCCCUUUCUCCGUCUCACAAACCUCCAAUCAGAGCGCUCCAGCUGCCGCCUCCUCCUCCUCUCAGACCUCCACCUGUCCUGCUCCCCCCUCCAGACCCCUCCUCCAGACCAGGACCAGUCUAGAUCUACCGGCCUCACUUUGCUCCCCAGUUUUGGUCCAGUGUUCCUCUACUUCGUCCAAGCCCUCGUCCAAUCAGCUUGGUCUUCUGUCCUCCUCCAGCCAGAGAGUUAACCAACCCAACGCUCCCGCGAUGACGACCGAUGCAGCUAACGGUCCAACCGUCCAGCAUCCGUGCUCGCUGUCUCGCCUGCAGGGCCAAACUCAGGUGUUUGUGCCUGUUUCCAAAACGGUGAAAUUGAACCCCGUCAGCAUCCUCAUGCCGCCCACCGCAGGUCAGUCCCUCAACGUUUCGAACGCACUGUCCGCCCCCUCAGAAACGGCCCGCCACCACCGCCCUGCUGAACAAGAAUCAGACUUUGUACCAGGUGUCCUUCUCCCUGCCGUCCGUCGUGCCUCAGCUGCUGCUCAGAAACAACGGACCGAGUCACGCGGCGCCGCCGAGCCAACAACAACCUCUGAGGGAUCGAACAAGUCAACCAUUCAGCUGUGCGCCGUCCUCCGACCAGCCUCUCACCGCCGGUUCUACCAACGGUUCUACCGCCGGUUCUACCGACGUGCCGAGUCAUUUACAGCACAAACAACCUUUAGAGCCGGUGGGAUGUUUACGGUCCUCACACACCCAGAAAUCAGCCCUGUUCCUUCUUCUCUGAAACUCCAGCAGCAGAACCCCGUGGUGCGGGCGGUGGCGGACUCUCCUGUGAUCGCAAACCUGAAGGACUGGACAAAGAAACUGAAAAAUCUGCACCUGUAUCCGGGAGUGAAGCUGAAGAGAGACGCUGAGGAACCUGAACUAUCCGACAGAGACGCUGAGGAACCUGAACUAUCCGACAGAGACGCUGAGGAACCUGAACUAUCCGACAGAGACGCUGAGGAACCUGAACUAUCCGACAGAGACGCUGAGGAACCUGAACUAUCCGACAGAGACGCUGAGGAACCUGAACUAUCCGACAGAGACGCUGAGGAACCUGAACUAUCCGACAGAGACGCUGAGGAACCUGAACUAUCCGACAGAGACGCUGAGGAACCUGAACUAUCCGACAGAGACGCUGAGGAACCUGAACUGUCCGACACAGAGUCUGAAGCAGCUUACUUCGGCUGCAGUCCAGGUCCUCUGCAGCCCCGCGUGUCUCUGUUCAGGCUGCCGGUGUCUCCGCCUCGCCCCGGCAGCACUCACCCUGGUUUUCGGCUGGUCCCCGGUGACGCAGAGGAUGAGAUUUACCUGGAAGAGAUGAGCGAGGACUCUCAGUCCAACGCCGAUGAUGUCACAGACGACAACGCCGAGAUGCCGCCGUCGUCGCCGGAGUCUCCUGUGGUUCUGACGAUGGUCACCUGCUCCGCCUGUCGAUCAGCCUGCGGCUCCAUCGUGUGUACGGCCUGCGGUCGAGGAUACCACCGAGACUGUCACGUUCCUCCGAUCAGACCUGAAAUAUGGUCAGAGUGGAUCUGCUCUCUGUGUCAGGACCUGACGGACCCCUCGGACCCCUUCAGCUCCGACAGACCGCAGAGGCCUCGGAGCCUCAGCCUACCGGACCAGAGGAGGUGCGAGAGUCUCCUGCUGCAGCUGAAGGUCGAAGGCUGCGCUCGACUGUCUCAGUCUCAGGUGAUGUUGAUGUCGGAGCGUCUGAUUGGCGUUUCUCCUUCGUAUCAAACGGCUGAAGACUUUAUCUCCGACGUCUGGAAUCUGUUCAAAGACGCCUCACAGGACGACGUCGAUCUGAACAAACUGCAGCAGAGUCUUUGGAGCCGGUGGACGAAAAGUUUAGAGCUUCUCCCAUCAGGCAGCAGAGACACUGAUGACGUCAGACGUUUGUCCAGCUCCAACGCGUCCGACACACGAGGGACCGCGAAGGGGUCAGAGGUCAAAUCAAAGGAGCCGAAGGUGACCAGCAGAGAGUCCAAACUGAAGGAGACGAAAAAGAGGCUGAAAGACUUUCUGGACCAGAGGGACACGCCCCAGUCAAAGAGGACGAAGACGGACGACUGCUCCUGCGAGGGGACGACCACAAGCGUGACAUCAUCGAAGAGAGAAUUCUGGGAGUUCAAACAGAGUUGAAAGUGUUUCCUGUCACAUGGUGCUGCAGAGUCUGACGUCGUUUAUGUACGUCUCUAUUUUUCGUCGAUACUCAGAGUUUUGUUGUAAACUUCAUUUUUUUUGAAGGAGUUGUUGUCCGUAAGGAUUUCUGAUCAUAUUUAUGAUUUAACACAUAUUUCUGUUUCAGGGACUGUUCUUUAUUUAUCGGAGGAGAGGGGUGACUUUUUUCAACAUUUUAAUUCGACCCUUCCUUAAAGCUGCAAAUGUUUUCCUCGAGCCUCCCCGUGACUGCUGGAAAACGCUUGUUUUUGUUUGUGCAGACGGAUUAUAUUUGGCCAAAUUUAAAAUUUUAAGCUCAGUUUUGCUUGUUUUUUUUUCUGAUGGAAGAAAUUGUGGCACUUGAUGUUUCCAAGGACCACUGAAAAUCUAAAAAAUCCAACAAUAAUUUCUGUUUUUACUAGUGCUGGGCCGUUAACGCGCGAUAAGGAAAUU